Messenger RNA from Aspergillus affinis, 444 nucleotides. RefSeq lists its product as uncharacterized. The transcript has a single exon. Lineage: Eukaryota; Fungi; Ascomycota; Eurotiomycetes; Eurotiales; Aspergillaceae. The record is from RefSeq and is a predicted model, not a curated record. The coding region runs from base 1 to 444 and encodes 147 amino acids.
AUGGAAGAGCGAACGUGGACUCAAGAAGCCAUCGAUAGGUUCUUCGAAGCCCGUGAAUCUCCAACUCAAUCUGAGUGUGACGACCAUGCCCGUAGGAUCUCCGGUGGCUCCACAGUCCAGGAAGUUGCCGUUCCUGGCUCGCUCAGCUACACGGUCCUUUGUCCAGAUUGUCCAGGUGAACGGCGUGAUUUGAUCGUGUCCUUCCGAGAAUCUGAGUCCACUCUAGAUCAGGCUGUUAUCCAGCUGGCAAAGUUCAUACACGGCUCCUUGGUGCCCGAAGCCACCUACCAUGGCACAAUGCCUGCUGCUAACCCACCUCUUCCCAUCUAUACGAUGCCCUGUUUGCAAGGCAUUUCUUGCUUGGAAGGGCUCAGCUCUAAGGCUGAGUUGAAUGCCAUGGAACAGGCCAAGCAUUUGUGUUUCAUCAAGCAUCUAGCCAGGUAG